AGGGGGGAGGGGAGGAGAAUUGAGAGAUCGGAUUCUGGUAAAGCCACUGACCACGGUUAAGCUAAAGCGGAAGAGAAUUGAAGCCGAGCAAUGAACAGGACUAGAAUUCUACUAGUAUCUGCUAGUUUUUGUCCUUAUAUUGAUGACAUGGCAAUUUGUGUACCGCAGGGUCUAUAGGCGGGCACUUCUUUCUUUUCCCCUUUUUUUCCUUCCCUCUUCUUCUCCUUCCUUCUUCCCUAGGGAGCGACUGUCAUCGCCGACAUUGCCGCCAACCACUGGCGACAAAAACCUUUUUUCCUCUCUCUCUCCUUCCUCCCUGUCCUCUACUUCCCUGGUCACGAUUAGAUCUGGUUGCGCUGGGGUGGGGGAGGAGAUGGCGGGGGAAGGAGAGGAGAGGGAAAGUGGAAAGGAAAGGGAAAAAAAAAAAUUAAAAGAGGAGGCGUCGUCACUGAUGCCCGCAGAGACGGUGGUGAGUUGAGGUGAGGAAGGAAGAAGAAGAAAGGAAAAAAAGAGUUGUGGUUUUGUGCGGUUUUGAAUAUUUUGAAAUAUAUAUUUAAAAAUUUUUGAGAAAUUAAAAACUUAGCAGAAAAAAAUCCUUUGCCAAACAACUAUGUGCAGUUUCAGAUUUGAUUGAUCCCCUGGGACCAUGGGUGAUGGCGGGAGAGUUUAAUUGAUGAUGAUGUCUUCUGGGAUGACGAAGCUGCUUCGAUCAAGCGUACAAGUGAAACACGAAAUUCGACGGAAAGACCGGGAUCCAAGUCAAUUCUACCACCAAUCAUCGAAUGGCCCCUGUAAUUCCCAGGUCAUCCCCCAGUGGAAAAAUUUACAUCGCCGUCGCUCCAACGCCAAGAAAAAUUAAAAAUAAAAAAUAAAUUUAUUCCCAGUCCCCCCAGUUCCAAGACUCCAAUAAUGGAUCGCAUGGUACUAGUAGUAAUUUACCACCUCCUCCUCCACUCCCCCGAUGCUGCUUCGCCUUCGCGCCUAUUUAACUCCAACUCUCCGUCGCUUCUGGUAUCGCCACCGCCACACUCUCAGCUAUCUCAAAUCCUUUCUAGACCCUCUCCUCUCCAUCAUCUCUACUAUAAUGGAUUCAAAUCCAGUGACGGAGGACGCUCCUCAAAUUCAAUCCUUUCCAAACUCCGAUCCUCCGCCGUUUGAUCCGAAAGAACCUGCAAUUCCAAUCUCCUACCCUCUCAAAACGCUGGAAGAGCUCCAGUCCAGGUCCUACUUCGACUCCUUCCAUUUCCCCUUCAACAAGUCCAGAGUGAAGCUGCAGCAGCAGCAGUCUUCGGCUGCCGCCUUGCCGCAACGGCGGAGGAUGCUGGUGUGUCAUGACUUGGAGGGAGGCUACGCGGAUGAUAAGUGGGUACAAGGAGGGAAUAAUGCUGAUGCCUAUGCUAUCUGGCAUUGGUAUUUGAUGGAUGUUUUUGUUUACUUUUCUCAUUAUUUGGUUACUCUGCCUCCUCCUUGUUGGACCAAUACUGCACACAAGCAUGGUGUCAAGGUUCUAGGAACGUUCAUCAUGGAGUGGAAGGAAGGGAGAAUUAUAGCUAACAAACUGCUGUCCACAAAGGAGUCUGCUCAAAUGUAUGCUGAGCUCUUGACUGAGCUUGCUGUUGCUCUGGGCUUUGAUGGAUGGCUGAUUAAUAUGGAGGUUGAGUUGGAUGUGGGACAAAUCCCAAAUCUGAAAGAGUUUGUCAGCCAUUUAACCCAGACCAUGCACUCGUCACUACCUACAUCUUUAGUCAUAUGGUAUGACAGUGUUACUAUUAAUGGUGACCUUGACUGGCAAAAUCAGUUGAAUGACAUGAAUAAACCUUUCUUUGAUUUAUGUGAUGGCAUAUUUGUAAACUAUACAUGGAAGGAAACUUAUCCUAAGGAAUCCGCUUCAGUUGCUGGUGAUAGACGUUUUGAUGUCUAUAUGGGAAUUGAUGUCUUUGGGAGGAACACAUAUGGUGGUGGAGAGUGGACGACAAAUGUUGCACUUGAUGUGAUAAAGAAUGAUGAUGUGUCAGCAGCAAUUUUUGCUCCUGGGUGGGUCUAUGAGACCAAGCAACCACCUGAUUUUCAAACUGCUCAAAAUCGAUGGUGGGGGCUCGUUGAGCAAUCUUGGGGAAUUUCAUUGAAAUACCCCCAAGCACUUCCAUUCUACUCAAAUUUUGACCAGGGUCAUGGCCACCAUAAAUCAGUUGACGGAGCACAAAUAUCAGGCACUCCUUGGAAUAACAUUUCUUCCCAAAGCUUCCAACCCUUUCUCAAGUUCUCUGGAGAUUCUGCAUCAGAUACCAUCCAAGUCUCCGUCGAUUUUAAGGAAGCAUCUUACAGUGGAGGAGGGAAUAUCACAUUUAAAGGAACUCUUGAUGGUGAUGCUUAUUUUAAGGCAAGGCUCUUCCAAGGGGAGCUCAUUUUGGGAGAUUUACCAGUUCACUUUACAUACUCUGUGAAAUCAAAUGACAGCUCUCUUCUAGGACUUUUGCUUGAGUUCUCAUCUGCCAUGAAAGACAAAAUAUCCAUCCUUCUUGCAUCCUGGAGAAACACUUUGCUUACGAUGAACCGUUUCUCAAGCCAAUUUAGUUCUGUGAUAAUGCCACGUCGGGUUACGAAUGCGGAGGCAGCACCAGAAUGGAUCGUGCAGGAAAGUAGCAUUGCAAUGGGCGGUUACACGCUAACAGAAAUUCAUGCUGUAUGCUACAUGGCAACGCCUUUAGUCACUGGCUCUCAACUGGAACCAGAUGAUCCCAAUUCAUCGCUUGCUCUUAGUCAAUCCGAGUAUUCUGCUGUGCUUGGGCAUCUAAAUGUCCAUAUGCCUUCACAGAACUCAGAUUUCCCACCAUCUGCCUCUUGGACUGUUGGAGGUGAAUACAUAAAAUGGAGUUCAGGUUCUGAAGGGUCCAAGGAAUUUAGUGUCAAGCUAAUAUGGCAAUUGAAAGAUGGAAAAGACUCUGCAUUCCCUAUGUUUAAUAUUUAUGUCCAGAAACUGGUGGAUCCCAAGCUAACUGACAAAAUGCUUGCUGAAGUGGCAGAGUUUCUUGGUGUUGCAGAAGUGGAAGCAUUUUACAUUUCUGACCUCAUUCUGCCUUCUGCUACUUCAAGCCUCAAAUUUAUAAUUCAGGUCUGCAAUUUUGAUGGGGCCAGCCAAAAGUUAGAAGAUUCUCCUUUUCUAGAUUUGCAGGUAGAUUUGCAGGUUCCAGGUAUGGCUGCAAACGAGCCGAGCCGAGUCGAGUUUUGAGCUAAUCGAGCGGAACGUCGACUAAAUUUUACCAAGCUCGAGCUCGAAAAUUGCCUUUCAGGUCUGCAAUUUUGAUAGGGCCAGCCAAAAGUUAGAAGAUUCUCCUUUUCUAGAUUUGCAGGUAGAUUUGCAGGUUCCAGGUAUGGCUGCAAACGAGCCGAGUCGAGUCGAGUUUUGAGCUAAUCGAGCCGAACAUUGACUAAAUUUUACCAAGCUC
Molecule: messenger RNA, 3446 nt
Organism: Coffea arabica (coffee)
Lineage: Eukaryota; Viridiplantae; Streptophyta; Magnoliopsida; Gentianales; Rubiaceae
Source: RefSeq, a predicted model, not a curated record